UCAUACUAUAAGGCAAUAUUCAUCAACUAUUUUCCCUCCAUGGGCACAUUGAUUUGGAGGAAGUUGAAUUUUAUUUCUUUCUAAUUAACCAUGGCUGUGAACCUAUCCUCUGGUUCUCUUUACAAUUUUUUUUCCUAUUUCUGUUUAUUCUGUGAGAACAUUUUGUUUACUAUCCUGAUUGGUCUAAGAUUCCUUCAUUAUUUUGUCUAGAUUGAGAAGACUGUACUCUUCUUUCUGGAGCAACAAGGAAUUAUUGCACACAGGAUUAAAGAGUUGGGAGAGGAGCGUACUAUAAUUCUUGAGCAUCCAGAGAUAUCUAAGCUAUCUAAUUUGCGAGAAGCAUAUAUUGAAGUUGGACAUGAUCUUUUAAAGCUUCUCAGAUUUGUAGAUAUGAAUGCUACUGGGAUUCGUAAAAAUUUGAUAAACGAUUUGGCUACAAGUUCACUGAUUACUAUCUAAGUACUAGAUCAAAUCAUCCUUAUUCUCAUAUACAACAAGUAUUUAAGCAUGUGGGUAUAACAGCUGUUGUAGGAGCCUUGUCUCGCAAUCUUGUUGAGCUUCAAGAACACCAAGGAAGUUAUCUCUGUCUUUAUGAUCAGCCCUCGACAGCUAUGGUGGUUUGAUAUAUUUUUGUUAAUUGAGUGUCAAUGCAAUACCAAUUUUGUUUCAGCCAUACAUAUGUGCAAGACCCUGUCAUUUGCUUAAUACAAGCAUUAGUGGAAAAAUUGACUCGCUCUACAAAUUUCUUGAAAUUCUUGGGACAACAUGCACUUAUCCAAGAAGCUGAGGAACAUGUUGAUGAGAGAAGAUAUCACUUUGUGUCACUUCUUUUGAACUUGGUUAAUACUUUACUUUAUAUGGUCAACACUUAUAUCAUUGUGCCAACUGCUGAUGACUACUCGAUGAGCCUUGGAGCUGCUGCAACAGUUUGUGGGAUCAUUAUUGGCUCUAUGGCUGUAGCACAAGUUUUCUCUUCAGUUUAUUUUAGUGCAUGGUCUAACAAGUUAUACUUCAGACCUCUGGUAUUUAGCAGCAUCGUACUCUUUUUGGGCAACGUUCUCUAUGCAUUGGCCUAUGAUCUCAACUCCUUGACGAUUCUUCUCAUAGGUCGACUUAUGUGUGGCACCAACAAAGAGCUAGUUUUAUAUACAUCAACAAUCACCCUAUUCUUCAGAACUACAAUGAACGGAAAGAAAGGUAACAUUAUUCAGAUAGACAUUUGCUUGCCGUCAAACUCAACACCACAAUCAGAAAGCAUGAAGAAAUCUACCAAGGAUCAUAAUGGCAAAGCCACGAUACCAAUGAGGAAAUUGAUGAGGGAAGUGUGGGAGUUUGCCAGAGAGGACACAGACAGGGCGACCUUUUCCCUCAAGGUUGGCUUGGCUUGCCUCCUCGUCUCCCUUCUCAUUCUCAUCCAAGCACCUGAUCAAGUCUUCGCCACCAACUUCAUAUUGGAAAAGGUUGGUAUGAAAAAAAAAACAAGUGAGAAAGAGGAGUCCAAUGAAAUCCUACAAGUUGAAGAUUGUGAUGGGACUUGGGUUGAUAAUAAUUAAGUGCAAUCCUAUAUGACAUGAACCAUCAUUAAA
This is a messenger RNA of Zingiber officinale, 1586 nucleotides long. RefSeq names its product SPX domain-containing membrane protein OsI_21475-like. The record is from RefSeq and is a predicted model, not a curated record. Lineage: Eukaryota; Viridiplantae; Streptophyta; Magnoliopsida; Zingiberales; Zingiberaceae. Gene Ontology annotation, biological process: malate transport. Bases 648 to 1553 code for a protein of 301 amino acids. Gene Ontology annotation, cellular component: membrane. The transcript is spliced from 5 exons.